This is a messenger RNA of Balaenoptera acutorostrata (minke whale), 1574 nucleotides long. RefSeq names its product dehydrogenase/reductase 7B (gene DHRS7B). Gene Ontology annotation, cellular component: membrane. Lineage: Eukaryota; Metazoa; Chordata; Mammalia; Artiodactyla; Balaenopteridae. The record is from RefSeq and is a predicted model, not a curated record. The transcript has 8 exons. Gene Ontology annotation, molecular function: oxidoreductase activity. Bases 4 to 1083 code for a protein of 359 amino acids.
AGGAUGGACCCCCUUAACCUGGUGCCGUAUUUGCCUCGGGCAGAGUGGUCCCUGGGGCCAGGAGACCAAGGCUGGCUUGCGAUGUUGGGUCAGGUGCUCAAGGAAUACCAGACAUGUACAAGACGAAGGAGUCUGCUGAGGGCGAGGGUCAUGGACUUCGUCACCUCCACGGCCAUCCUGCCCCUGCUGCUGGGCUGCGUGGGCGUCUGCAGCCUCUUGAAGCUGCUGCAGUGGCUGCGCACGAGAGCCUGCGUCCGGAACGCCGUGGUGGUCGUCACCGGCGCCACGUCGGGCCUGGGCCGAGAAUGUGCCAGAGUUUUCCACGCUGCGGGCGCUAAGCUGGUGCUCUGUGGCCGGAACGCCAAGGCCCUGGAGGAGCUCACCCGAGAACUUGCUGCUUCCCGGGCUACCAAGGUGCAGACUCACAAGCCUUACACGGUGACCUUUGACCUCACGGACCCUGGGGCCAUAGUGGGGGCCGCUGCGGAGAUCCUGCAGUGCUUUGGCUAUGUGGACGUGCUCAUCAACAACGCUGGGAUCAGCUACCGCGGCACCAUUGUGGACACCAGCCUGGACGUGGACAGGAGAGUCAUGGAGACAAACUACUUUGGUCCAGUUGCUCUGACGAAAGCGCUCCUGUCCUCUAUGAUCAGAAGGCGCCAGGGCCACGUUGUCGCCAUCAGCAGUAUCCAGGGCAAAAUCAGCGUUCCUUUCCGAUCCGCGUACGCGGCCUCCAAACACGCGACCCAGGCCUUCUUCGACUGCCUGCGGGCCGAGGUGGAGCAGCAUGACAUCGAGGUGACCGUCGUCAGCCCCGGGUACAUCCAGACCAGCCUCUCCCUCAACGCCGUCACGGCCGACGGGUCCAAGUAUGGAGUGAUGGACGAGACCACGGCCCAGGGCCGAAGCCCCUCGCAGGUGGCCCGAGACGUGCUGGCUGCCGUGGGGAAGAAAAAGAAGGAUGUGGUCCUGGCCGAUGUGGUGCCUUCCCUGGCUGUUUACCUGCGGACUCUGGCUCCCCGGCUCUUCUUCAGCCUCAUGGCCUCCCGGGCCAGGAAGGAGCAGAAGCCCAAGCGUUGCUAGUGCCUGUGCGGCAGGCGGCGCGGCAGCACCGCUGCUGCACGGUGACAGGUGUGAAAUGACCAGCAAGAGAGCACAGUAGAAAGGGUUCACGUUGAAAAAUAAAACUGAGCGCGCCAAUAAUGGAAAGGUCUUUAAAGUGAAAAAGUCAAGUACAGAACAGUGUGUGUAGCCUGUGAUUUCCAGUGCAUUUCUGAGAAAGUGUACGUUUGCUUUUAGAUGCACAGAACGUUUCUGGGAGGAUAUACAAAGACCCAAGAGUUACGACUGUCUCUGAGGAGGGGAAUGGAGGGGCUCCAGAAAGAAAGGGGCCCCUUCUUACCAAAUGACUUUAGAACCCUUUGAAUUUGGCAGGUUCCAUGGAGCUUACGGGACGGAACUGGCCUGCACAGGAGCACAGCCUGCCGGGCCACAGGGGCUGCUGCAGGCGCUGCCUCCGGUCAGGGUCACGGGCUCUCCCUGGGGGCUUGUGAACCUGCCUCCAGCUGGGGUCA